UCUUCCAUCUGUGUCAGUGUGUGCUGUUUUCAUGUGUUUUCAAAGUGUAUACUCAUGUUUUCUAGGCUGUGUCCUGUUGCACAAAUGCAUUCAUUGCUGCAAAACUCUGGACUGACCAUUUUAUAUCAAAGUUUUUAUUCAGUUUGUUUUAGGAGAUGCAGGUUUGGUCUCCAUCUUCCAUUCAGCCAUUUUACCUCUUUAACCCUCACUUUAGCUAGCUAUCUACACACUCACCACACAUGCAUAGGGGUACUUUCUACCAACUCAGUUACCUCAUCCUGCCCCCUGUAACUAUAAAUACAAUCCUAAUCAUGCUGAAAAUGCUCCCUGGGUUCAGUAUAUUUACUUUAUUUGUAGUCUUCAGAUAAUAUCCUUUAAAUCAUGUGCUUUAUAGUUCCCUGAACUUCAAGGAACAUUAUAUGGAAUCACAUAUGUUCUGUGAUUUGUCAUAAUGCUGCUUGGUAGGCUCCUCUAACAAUGACUCCCCUGUCUCAUUGAAUGCAUUUAAACAGCAGGGUAAUUUUUAUCUUCAUCCUUGCUUUGCAACAGUUGCUACUCUUCCCUUAGUUCUAAAAAUUAGUAGAGCUCUUGCAAGUGUAAAUGAGAUAGUUUCUACUUCCCUACAAAGCACGGCCACUUGAAUUUGGACAUCUACAUUUGUCAAUGCAGUGGGUUCAGACAAGUAUGACAAAAUGGCUGUGCUGUCAAACAGAGGUUGCCCUGACUCUUCAUCCAUCCCACUGCAGGCCAACAGAUGAACUCAGUAGAAGACCGUGGAACCUGUUGUUUUCCCUGCUUCUCCUGGUUUCCUGUUACAUCACAUUGUUGUGUCCAGUGUACUUACAACAACCUAAGGAGUUCUGGGCAUCCUACAAUGUGCCUGAAAAACAUAUAAAGCUGCUGCACAAUUACUCUGUGACUGCCUUAUCGGGUUCCUGCAAGCCUCAGUACAUCAAAGAGAGAGUCACAGCACUGUACCCAGGCAAACUUCAGACCAAUGCCUCCAUUUUUAUUCAGAAAGAUGCAGUGUGCAUCCCAGGGAUGUGGCAAUACAAAGCUCCAUUUGGGAUGAAAGGUUUAAAAGAGCAUCUUCAAAUGACGCUCAAGUUACUGCCAGAAACUGAACUGCCAGCAUCCUUGCAAAGGUUGCCUUGCAAGAGAUGUAUAGUUAUGGGCAGUGGAGGACAACUACGUGGGAGCAGACUUGGGAAGUUCAUUGACAUGCAUGAUGUUGUUUUCAGACUUAACAGUGCCCCUGUGCAUGGAUAUGAAGAAGAUGUUGGCCAGAAAACAACAAUUCGACUUACCUAUCCAGAAGGAGCUCCAUGGUCCCAGCAGGAAUACGACCCUAAGUCAUUAUUCACUGUGGUGAUAUACAAAACUACUGACUUCACAUGGAUUAGAUCUCUGAUUGAAAGGAAACCCAUAAGUUGGUGGGAUAAGUUAUGGUUCUGGCAGGAAGUACCAGAGUUCUCAACUCUGAAGGCACACAAUUACCGAAUCCUGAAUCCAGAUAUCAUCAGAAAAACUUUGGUGGACUUCCUAGGGCAUCCAGAACCUCAAAAUAAGCUCUUCAAUGUUAAUCAGAUUGUGCCCACAGUCGGAGUAAGUGCUGUUGUUAUGGCAUUACACAUCUGUGAUGAAGUGAAUCUUGCCGGCUUUGGCUACGAUAUGUCUCACCCUGACAUGCCACUACACUACUAUGGGACUUGUAGGAUGGGAUUCAUGAAUUCUCAGACAGUCCACAAUAUUGACAGGGAAAAGCUCUUUUUGAUGAAACUUGUUACUAGCGGUGCUAUCAAAGAUCUUACUGGUGGCCUACACUGGUAAAGCAAUUCAAACAAGCAGAUGUUUGAAACCAUAUAUCUCUACAUUAACUGGCAGCUAGAUUUUCUCCAUUGUGGGAGUUAUAUAUUGUACAUAGAUACAAAUAAAGCCAUCAAAGAUGGUAUUUGAACAUAAUGAAUUACAAAAGCCAUGCAUUUCCAAUAUGGUUAAACCUUACUAAACUGCUCUGGGUUUCCUUGCUAAAUACAGGUUAAAAAAUAACAAACUUGUACAGAUCUCGUAAAACAGUUUCUGCUCCAUAUGUUGCUGUUGGACGUAAGUAAGAAGAAGAACAGAUGGUGGUAACUUGUAUUUCAUCACAAUGUACGGAAAGAAGAGACCAGGUGCCUGGCAUUUCACCAUACUUAACUGAUUAACCACUUCCAUGGUACAUGCCACUAUAUGACAGUACAGAACAGAAAACAUUCACCAAGGAAACAGUAUUUCCACAGUAUUACAGACACUCCAGACCACCAACAAUCCAUACUGCAACACCUAGAAAAGCAACAGAAGGUGAAUUUCAUGCAGAACUUUUGAUUACAGGAGGAAACAGUGCAUCAAACUCUACCCCCCCCACCAAAAAAUAAAAAAAAAAAGUCUUUAAUAUUCAUUGCCAACAUUUCUUUUCUAAUUAACAUAUUUAAUUUGUUUUGGAAAAUAAUGUUCAUUCAGUAGCAUGCCUGAUGGUGCUUGUUUAUAAAUGAAGCCAGUGAGGACACCACAGAGAAAGGCAUAAAACAGACGUACC
Protopterus annectens (West African lungfish) is the source of this 2575-nucleotide messenger RNA. RefSeq names its product lactosylceramide alpha-2,3-sialyltransferase-like. The record is from RefSeq and is a predicted model, not a curated record. The coding region runs from base 664 to 1830 and encodes 388 amino acids. Gene Ontology annotation, molecular function: lactosylceramide alpha-2,3-sialyltransferase activity. The transcript is spliced from 7 exons. NCBI's taxonomy places the organism in Eukaryota, Metazoa, Chordata, Ceratodontiformes, Protopteridae.